This is a messenger RNA of Hyaena hyaena (striped hyena), 1022 nucleotides long. Its product is annotated as protein lifeguard 2-like. Bases 1 to 906 code for a protein of 301 amino acids. NCBI's taxonomy places the organism in Eukaryota, Metazoa, Chordata, Mammalia, Carnivora, Hyaenidae. Gene Ontology annotation, cellular component: membrane. The record is from RefSeq and is a predicted model, not a curated record. The transcript has 9 exons.
AUGGACUUGGAGAUCAGUGAACCAAUAGACUUCAGUUCUGGAGAUCAUCAGCAUCUGGUUCGGAAAGCAGCAGAUAGUAACAUCCAGACUGGGCCUAGUCACUCCACAAGUUUACCUUCAUCUGAGCCACAAAGAACUCAUGAAGAACCACAUUCUAAGACUAGAGAGCGAUUGGAUUCCUAUGUGGUACAGAUUUCAGAAGACACCACCCCAGAGGUCAGCAGUUCUUUAGGCAAUUUGUUCUCAGAUUCAUCUGUCCGCAGAGCUUUCAUUAUAAAAGUGUUCCUGAUCCUGUCAGCUCAAUUGGUGCUCACUGGGGCGAUUAUCAGCGUGUUUAUUUUCUGGAAGGGUUUAAGAGCUUGGGUGCUUAUGAAUGCCUGGUUCACCUAUGCAAUCUUCCCAGCAUUUUUUGUUGUACUUAUUGUACUUGCUUGCUGUGGGAAUCUUCGCCGUCAGGUGCCUGUGAAUUACAUUCUCCUGGGACUAUUUACGAUGCUUCAAGGUCUGCUGCUGGGAGCCGUUUCAGUUUUCUAUAAUGCAGAGGAAGUGUUGUGGGCAACAGCAGCAACUGCUCUGGUGACGUUAUCGCUCACUUUAUUUGCUCUUCAAACAAAAUGGGAUUUCACCAUGCUAAAUGGGAUGCUGUUCGUUUUACUCUUCAUACUGAUUAUCUAUGGAACUCUCUUACUCUUCAUACACGCAUAUUGGUUGCAUCUAUUGUAUGCUGGACUUGGAACUGUGCUCUUCUCACUUUACUUGGUGAUGGAUGUGCAGCUCAUGGUGGGAGGGCGCCACCAUCACUCUGACCUGCACCCCGAGGAAUAUAUUUUUGCUGCCCUGAACAUCUACUUGGACAUAAUCAACCUUUUCUUAUUUAUUUUGCAACUGACUGGACUGGCACGGUAGUCCUGUGGCCGAGACUGGUUUGUGUUGGUAGAAGGGAAGGAGGCACGCCUCUGAAGUGUUGCCGGGCUCAGACAUGAGGAGGUUACCACUUCAUACGCCUUUUAUUAACAAAUAUA